AGUGUGAAUUAUGGCACAGAAAUAGUUGUGAAACUCACAUUACACUACCCGGUGCUGCUUAACUACCUGUGCUUAACAUAUGGACAGUCGUGUUGUGUCCUUCAAUUAGUGGCCUGUUUUGAAGGCAAACAACACGUUUUACGCGCCAUUGACUCUAAUAACAUGUAUUAUAAGCCGAUCGCGCGGCUACUAAUCCUGUUAACACCUCUAUUCGUCACACCCGAUGCCUACAGUCACGGGGCGCCCACUAAAUCAUGUCAGACACUAUACCCGGGACACGGGGUGGACAAGCAAUAUGGACAGGCACCGUAUGAGAUCAGGGCCAGUUUGGGGGCCAAUGGCAUCGUGCUAGUUACAAUCGAGUCAAAGGGUUUGCCGUUUACCGGGUUCAUGUUGCAAGGUCGCCAGGCAACCGAUAGAGAGAGCCUGAUCAAUGGUAGAUUUAGCGAGGAUAAAAAUACACAGGCUAGAAACUGUAACAACGACAACCCGCUUAUUGUCAAAAAAUAA
This is a messenger RNA of Medioppia subpectinata, 510 nucleotides long. The record is from the annotation of a GenBank genome assembly. NCBI's taxonomy places the organism in Eukaryota, Metazoa, Arthropoda, Arachnida, Sarcoptiformes, Oppiidae.